CGUCGCUCUCGUGGAACAUACGAUAUCGCAACUUUUCAUAACCGGUUGUUAUACCGAUGUGCCGACACGGCAGCGUCGAUGAACAUUUUGCGGCGUACGCUUUAAACCGGCUUCACGUCAGUCGUACUAAUUGUAUCGCGUCUUUUCUUUUUGCAAGAUCAGUCCGACUGAAUCACUAUCGUGAUUUGCGAGUGAAAAUAUAGAAGUUUGCGAGUUUUCUUCAGAAGAUGUUCAAAGUGAAUGGCUAUAUUUAUCUGUGAUCGAAUUGUGAUCUGUUGUUGUGAUCGCGUGUGUCAUGUAGAGAUAAGAAUUCGCUGAAUAAAAUCCGUCAACUUUUUCUUAUUUCUAUUUACAGUUUUCGAAUGCAAAUUUACUGCUGAAUACGCAUCGAGUGUGCUUUGUGAAUGGAAUAAAGAUUCAAUCCUGCUCUAAUACACAUUAUAACAGUGAAUUAAUAUGCCUAUCUUUUUCUAAAUCGUAACUCAUUAUAAUAUAGAAAAAGUAGAUUCGAUUAUCGCUUCGAGUAAUUACGCGUGGAAUGUGAAGUGUGUGUAAAAAUUGUUUGUCGAAUGAUGGUUCAGUGCGAAAUAAUAAAACAAUUUCAGACUUGACUACAAUUGAAAUCAACAAUUGUACGAAAGUCUUUCGUCUUACUUGCUGUACGCGCAAACUGUAAUCGUACCAAAGUUUUACAAUGUCUGAAACUUUAUAGUACGUCGAUGAAAACAUUUUUCCGGCACGAUUUCUGGCAUUAUAAAAUGGUUCGAUGAAUAAUUUGUAAUGCAAAAUAUAUUUUUCCAGUUUUAUCACACCAGUGGAUGAAAAUAUUGCAUUUUACUACAACGGACAUGUCGAGUGCAUCUUGAUACCGGACUUGUAUAGUAAUUCAAAUUUGUUAUCAGUGAUAUUAUUUAUUUGGAAAAUCUUUCGGAAAGAAAGUUUCAACUGUGAUAAAUUUAGACAAACGCACCUUAUUGGUUUCGGUAUGCGAACUACGCAAGCAAUUUUGGAGGAAUUAAUCACUGACUGCGCCUGUGUUCUCGAAAGUGCUGCCAACGCUAAUUGACAUUGAACCAUUCCGGAGGGAAUUUGCUUAUUAUCUGUUUCCCGAACAGAUUGUGCGGAAUCGUCGCGUCAACGCGCGUGAAUUUUCUACACGACCGAGAGCAUUGGACCAAAACGAAGCGAUUUACGGUGCAAAAUGGCCACGUGGUUCAGGAGAGAUAAAUGCGGCAAAUAUGUGAUGCGAAGAUUGCCGGUUCUUAGCUGGCUGCCACGAUACAAACCCACGUGGCUUUUACAAGACGCAUUGGCCGGUAUCACGGUCGGUCUCACUGCCGUACCACAAGGCAUCGCUUAUGGUAUCGUCGCCGGUUUACAUCCCGAGUACGGACUGUACGCAGCAUUUAUGGCAUCAUUUGUAUAUAUCGUUUUCGGUUCUUGCGAAAACAUCACUAUUGGUCCAACAGCGAUUAUGGCCACUAUGGUUCAACCGUUAGUCGAAAAAAACGGUGCUGACAUGGCUGUACUAAUCGCUUUUUUGAAAGGAUGCAUCAUUGCGCUUCUAGGAAUUUUUCAUUUAGGUUUUCUAUUAGACUUCAUAUCGCUUCCGGUAAUCACUGGUUUCACCUCAGCCGCAGCGAUCAACAUAGCUUCUUCUCAGUUUAAGUCGCUUUUGGGCAUUGCCGGUAGGACCGAAAAUUUUCUAGAUUCUCUGAUAGCAAUCUUCAAGAAUCUCCAUCAGAUCCGAUACGAAGAUACUUUGCUGGGCAUUGGAACAAUCAUUGUGUUGGUGCUGCUCAAGAACAUAUCUGGACGACGUACAGGAACAAUUUUUCAAAAAAUAGGAUGGUUUCUUGCUUUAUCUCGUAAUGCAUUGGUUGUAAUUGCAGGCACUAUUAUGGCAUAUAUUUUUUAUAUUUACAAUCUAAAUCCUUUUAAGUUAACGGGAUCGAUGGGUCAAGGUUUACCACCGUUUGCACCUCCGCCAUUCUCUACGACCUUCAACAAUCGCACAUACGACUUUUUAGAAAUGACUACCGCAAUGGGAACAACGCUGUUCACGAUACCAAUUGUGUCGACUAUCGAACACAUAGCCAUCGCAAAGGCAUUUGCAAAGGGCAAAUCCCUGGACGCCACGCAGGAGAUGAUCGCCCUGGGUGUCUGCAAUAUCUUCGGAUCGUUCGUUCGCUCGAUGCCAGUUACGGGAUCUUUCACACGUACGGCCGUCAAUCAUGCGUCAGGUGUCAAAACUCCGUUGGGGGGAAUAUUUACAGGUGGUCUGGUGUUGCUCGCAGUCGGUCUCUUGACCUCCACCUUCCGCUUCAUACCAAAGGCGACGCUGGCCGGCCUCAUCAUAUGUGCUAUGUACUAUAUGCUCGAUUUUUCGACGUACACCUUGCUGUGGCGCGCCAGAAAGGUCGAUUUCAUUGUGAUGAUGUUUACAUUGGUUCCCUGCGUCUUUCUUGGUUUGGAGUACGGUAUUUUAAUUGGCAUCAUUGUCAAUUUUAUAGCAUUGCUGUAUUGUUCAGCGCGACCCUCCAUUCGGACAAAAAUCGAACAGAUCGAAGGGGAAACCGUAAUAGUUGUCAUACCUGAAGAGACGGUAGCCUUUCCAGCGGCAGAAUACCUGCGUGCUAAUAUAAUGAAGCUUUCCGCAGAAAGUGAAUGCAACGUGAUACUUGAUUGUAAGAAUCUAAAGAGGAUGGACGUUACAGUCGCCAAGAAUAUUAAACUUCUGGCGAAAGAUCUUAUGGUACGUGGACAAAGGAUUGUCUGCAUUAAUUACUGUGAAAGUGUGGAUGCUACCUUAAGAAUCGUAGCACCAGAAUUAUUAAACCAAGACAAGGAAAAUGAAAAUAUUCAGGGUUGAAAAUCCUUUUGUUACACGAUAGUUACAAAUCUGAAUGUGUCUGCUUGAGCGUAAGCACCACACAAGUCUAAUAAAUAUAAAUAUAAUGAUUCAUAAUUA
Linepithema humile (Argentine ant) is the source of this 2971-nucleotide messenger RNA. The record is from RefSeq and is a predicted model, not a curated record. NCBI's taxonomy places the organism in Eukaryota, Metazoa, Arthropoda, Insecta, Hymenoptera, Formicidae.